This is a messenger RNA of Boleophthalmus pectinirostris (great blue-spotted mudskipper), 6783 nucleotides long. RefSeq names its product PDZ domain-containing protein 4-like. The coding region runs from base 2824 to 5454 and encodes 876 amino acids. Gene Ontology annotation, molecular function: protein binding. Lineage: Eukaryota; Metazoa; Chordata; Actinopteri; Gobiiformes; Gobiidae. The record is from RefSeq and is a predicted model, not a curated record. The transcript is spliced from 12 exons.
AAUUCGUAUUCGUACUGAUGAAAGCAUAAUCGUAAAUUUUCAUUUCGUAAUUGUAAUUCUUGACGUCGUAACUUUUCAAUUCAUAUUCUGAGGGAUAAAAUACACACAAUAUAUUUUAUGUACGACUGGACUCAUUUGAGAGUUUACAGAUAUUUAUUUUAUGCGCAACUACAGCCAAAUAUGCACGGAUUUCUAUUCUAUGCGCACAAAUAUUUUUGACAGCUUUCUUACUCCAUAGCUUUCGUAUUCCAUAGUAAUACAUGUGCAGUGGAGCCAAGCCCUAAGCGGGACUGGAGAGCGCUCAACAGCUGUCGGAAUUCACUGUUUCUGCAGGCUGUACAUCAGGGCAGUGGGGACGCGGUAUACGCACCGUAACCUGGAGUGGACUAUGAGCGCUUUGUUUAUAAAGAACAACCGACAGGAAAUUUAUACAGAGCGGUGGUACGGAGGACCAGUCACAGCUCUUAUCAUCUGCGUCGCUUCCCCGGCUGUCUGCGGCGUUUUGACGCGUAGUUAGAAACGCGUUGACGCGGACUCUCUGCGUCGUGGCGCAGACGAUUUGACGCUGGACCAUAAAUUGGCCUUAAACCAGAGUGAGUGUCUUACUGCUGGUUCACAUGCAUCCCCAACUCCUAAACGCUACAGUGGAAAGAUGAAGGCUCAAGCCAUUAACCAUCUCCUCAGAGACUUGCAGAUUGGUAUGGACACAUUUCUUGCUGGUUAAGCAUGGACAGACUUUCUACCUGUGACUGAAGUGGGAAGGACAAAGGUUUUUUAUGUCAUCAUCGACCUGGCAGAAUUUAGGCACUUGGUCCUCAGACUCUCACAGACUUUAAACUUAUAUCGCCUUAUAUAUCUGUACCCCCACCAUCAUCCGUCUCAUGGUGUAUUCUGGUGUGAUAUGGCUUUGCACAAACACAGGGACUCGCACAGAAUGGCAAUGAGGCCAGUGCCCUGGGACUCCGCAGCUGUCGGACUGAUAAGAGGAAGAGAUCAUAAGCAUUCACAAAUGGACCUGGGAUGUCCCAAAAGGCUGCGGUGAAAGGGUAGCACAUGUGAGCGACGCGCCUAAAGAGAGAGAAAGAGGGGGGAUGCUGGAGAAGCCAAGAAACUGUCCUCCAAUCAGGCGACAGCGGCACUGCUUGUCUGAUUUACGACUGACCUAGGACACCGCACUGCACAAGACUCUACAGCUGUGAGCACCUGGAUGGAAAUAACAACUAUAUGCUCCCAAUUCCUGUUUUAAGGAAUACCAUGCAUUUCUGGACUCAUUUAUUUGACUGAAGAAGGACUAUUUUUGAUUUGGGAUUUUCUUUUAAUUCAGAGGAUAUAAAUUAGAUUUUUUUGUCUUGAAAGUAAAGUUAUGCACAUGCAAGGAUUGUUCAAGCUAUCAGUCUACAAGAAUGAGGGACUUUUAGUGUCAGUUCACUCUGGUACUGCUUUCAGCUCAGUUUAGUCCUGAUGUAGACUUGGUUUGGUUCUGUCCUAGUCCUUGUUUAGUCCUGGUUUAAUCCAGGUUUAGUUCUUGGUUUGGUCACAGUUUUAAUAUGGUGUGUGCGCAAGUGUGAUUCAUAGAUAGCUUCCUUGUUUUGAUUCACUCUUGGGAUUACAGGUGUCUUGAAUGAGGAUUAGCCAGAUUUAAAACCUUGUAGAGAGGAGAAUGGGAGAAGGACCUUUUAGCUGAGUGUCGCUGGAGGCUUGUAUAGAUAAAGGUUUAGCCUGGAUGAGUGGGCAGACAUUGGAGAGGGCAUUGUAGACAUGCCGGGGAGAUUGCCUUUUGAGAUGGGCUACCCUUUAGGGGAUGGAGCAAGCAAAAUGAAGUGUCAAAAUACAGUCGAAAUGUGAUGCGCUGACGAAUGGUGUCCUCAAGCACAAAAUCCAAUUGAUCUCUGACAUGACAUAUUGAUUUUAAGAUUGUGCCAAAUCUUAAGCCUUCACUAAUUCAAUUACAAUCCAGCCUGGAGCAGUGUAUGCACUUCAGGAACACGCUACUUGUCAUAGCAGCUGACACCUCAUGGGUUUGUUAUCGUCACUCCUGUCUGCUACAACUUCCCCGCUCGGCUACAGAGUGUCUGGCAGCUUUCAUUCAAAAUAUUGCAUUACUGGCAGUAUCGGAAAUGCCUGUGUAUGUUUAUGUCAUGUUUGCUGACAGUGUAAAGUUGUAGCGAAUGUGGGGAGGUUAAGAGAUAGAAGGAUUCCCUGUUUUGAUUCAGGUUGCAUUUUGUGUAUUUUUGGGCAGGCAGGUUUAUCUUGGAGGCACAGCAAGUGCUUAAACUUUGCAGCCUUGCACCACCAUAGCAGGCAUGUUAUGGAAAUUAUGUGGACAAGUGUUUAAAUCAUGAUGAGAAAGCAAAAUAGGUAUAAGUAUACGUGUAUGUAUUAUGACAGGUUUUAUUGAUCGAGCACAUAGUUAGUUUGAAGGGAAUUUUGGUUUUGUGCAAAAUAGCUUCGAGUGAAUAAAAUUGGAUCAAAUGUAGGCGGUUUUGUUGAAAGAGUGAAGAAACAUACACCAACCUGUGACUUUUUUUUUUUUCUGAAAAGCACAGAUUUUUAAUGCCACAAGCACAAACCACAAGGACAGCACAAAUAAAGAAAGCCAAGGAAAAUCAUCUCUUACGAUCAGAAUAAAAAACAUGUUUGCGUGGGACUUGUUGUAGAAGUUUGCUCUGGAUUUAAAAAAAAAAAUAGAAGAUUGGAAGAUGUGGAGGAUUUGAGGAGGAGUGGUGAGACACACUGAACCAUUUGAGGGUGGGGCUGCACUGCCACAGACAAAGACCCAGAAAGAGAGAGAGCAGAGGAGAGAGGAGAGCCUGGUCCAGCAUCAUGGGGUGCAACAUGUGUGUCGUCCAAAAACCGGAGGAGCAGUACCGGUUCAUGUUCCAGGUGCGUGGUAAGGAGCUGUCCCGUCUGUCCAGAGACCCCACCCUGGAGCUGAGGGAUCCUACUCUGGCCCACAUCCUGAGGAGGGGCCCUCGCAGACGGGCCGGUCUGGCACCUUCCCCCAGGGUCCUGGGCCCGGUGACCAUGGGUAUGGCUGAUUGUGUGGACAGCUGUACCCAAACAGACAUCAGCUUCCAGCACAUGAUGACUCUGGGGCGGGGCCAGCAUCCCUGUGGAGCUCCGCCCCCUCCUCACCCUCCCCCGUCUCCACCCCUCCCACCUCUCCUGGACCCCUAUCUGCUCAAUGACCUAUUUGAACCAGAAUACUAUGACCCUGCGGACUACCUCGACAUCACUCAACAUGAAGUGGACCGGCAGGAUGACCUGGAAUAUGAGGAGGUAGAGUUGUAUAAAUCACGACAACAGGACAAGCUUGGCCUGACUGUUUGUUACAGAACAGAUGAGGAGGAGGACCUGGGCAUUUAUGUGGGAGAGGUUAACCCCAACAGUAUUGCUGCAAUGGAUGGACGCAUUCGCAAAGGAGAUAGAAUACUACAGAUAAAUGGAGUGGACAUCCAGGAUCGUGAGGAGGCCGUGGCUAUUCUCACCAGAGAGGACAGCACCAAUAUCUCCCUGCUCCUUGCUCGUCCCGAGAUAGAGAAUGGUAAUCAGUUGGAUCAAGAGGAGCAAGACCUGGAACCUCUGGACAAUACCGCUCAUUUAUCUGGAGACCAGAAUGUCAGAAACAGUAACGCCGAACAGUACACUGGAGAGGGGGGCUCAGCAGGGGGCACCAUGAUGGGGGGACACUCCAGAAACAGAGAUUCUCCUGUUCUGAUUCAGACGGUGCUUAGUAACAGUCAGGAGCUGGACAGUGGGGUGGGGCGCACAGACGAGAGCACCCGAUACGAGGAGUCCUCCGAACAUGACUUGUUAGGGGAUGACCACACGAGUGCCCCCAACACCAACGCUACCAACACUCCAGGAAGUAUGCGCAAGUUCUUCACCCACCGAGCAGACACACCCCCUCUGCUGCACUCACAGGAGCUGCAGUUCAGCACAGACUCACUGUUGGGGCUGGAAGGGGUCAGUGGGGGGUGGGGGGAGCAGGUGGACAGGGGCUAUGGGGCAGACGCCAUGAUGAGGACCAUGAUGAUGCCGGGACUGACGGAGGAGGAGUGUGAGAGGUACAAGGAGCUGCUGGAGAUCAAGUGUUACUAUGAGAAGAACUGUAACGGGGAGGGCGACACCGAGGAGGGUGGCGUGCCUCUAGACGUCAACAGAAACGAAAGCCUCUCGCAGCAUGAACUGGCUCUGCUUGAGGAGGAGUUACGCCACCUAGAGUUCAAAUGCCGCAACAUCCUCAGGGCACAGAAGAUGCAGCAACUGAGGGAGCGUUGCAUGAAGGCCUGGCCCCUGGAGGAUAAGACCCCAGGGCUGGGGGCCGGGCUGGGGAGCGGACUGGGGGCCGGGCGUCUGGACACUAGUGCGACUCUGUCUGACAUCAAUGAGAUCCCAGAGAGGGACCGCUCCGACAAAGACAGUACAAGUGCCUACAACACUGGAGGAGAGAGCUGCCGAAGCACCCCUCUGGUCAGUGAGCAGUACCCUGCUAACUCCACCCAGAGCCUGCAGGGGGGUGGAGAGGCUCCUGUGUCACCUGGAGCUCAGCUGCCCCCCCUCACCUGGCAAAGAGCAGACCAAGAGAAUAAUCUGUACUCCCCACAGUUUCACAGACGAGGAGCAGAGGCUAAACCCUCCAGCCCCGCAUUCAAAGUCCGCUCUCUGUCCAGAGAUGGUUCCAGGAGAGGGUCUGAUGGAGCAGUAAAGCGCUCAAUAAAAACCAAUGGCUCCUUUGAGAGGACAGGUGGGCACAGUGCAGAGAACAGCCCCUACCUGUCCCGCAGACACACAGAGGCCCUGCCUCCUCAGCGCUUCCUGAGCUGCAUGCAGCUCAGAUCUCCACCCCCCUCACCUCAGCUGGGUCUGUCUAGAGAGGGGAGCGUGGGCAGUGGUGAGGCUAGCCCCAUGAGCCUGGGCAGCACCUGUAAGGACAUGCCCCUGACAGUGGGCUCUCUGCCCUUACCCCUGUCCCCCCGCAUGGAGUGGAAGGUGAAGAUCCGCAGUGAUGGCACAAGGUAUGUGGCCAAGAGGCCUGUGAGGGACCGUCUGCUGAAGGCUCGGGCCAUGAAGAUCAGUGAGGAGCGCAGCGGUAUGACAACUGAUGAUGAUGCUGUGAGUGAGAUGAAGAUGGGGCGCUACUGGAGCAAAGAGGAGCGCAAACGCCACCUGCUGAAGGCACGAGAGCAACGCAGGCGCAGGGAAUUCAUGAUGCAGAGCCGCCUAGAGUGUCUGAGGGAGCGUGAGAGAGAGCAAAGCACUGGACAAGAGGGGGCGCCACCUCCACAGCUGCCCUCAUCUAUCCUGGAGCUCUGCCAUCGCAGAAGCACGAAGAAACGCAGCCGCAGGAUCCUGGACAAUUGGAUCACCAUCCAGGAGCUGCUGGCUCAUGGGACACGGUCUGCAGAUGGGACAAAGGUCUACAACCCUCUGCUGUCGGUCACCACAGUGUAGUCUCAGACACACACCACCAGCAAAAGAACUAUAACAGUUUGAGACGAAACAGUCCAAAUUAAGCCAUCACAGCACAAGAGCUGCUCUCCUUUACAAUCAGAGUUUAUCACUGAACUGUGAAGUGCUCCCCCUGCUCAAAGGCACAAAAUUAUGCAUUUAAAGUAGCGUUUGGAUUAUGGUCCUUUUUGUUUUGUUGGCACACACUGUAAAUGAAGCUGCUUAAGGUUGAUGUUUUAGAUGCACUGACCCAUUAGACAUUAUUACUAUUGCACAUCUUACAAUGCUUAAUGCAAAGAAACUAAGACGAUGGGCUUAAUGCUUAUAUAAACCCAUAGUCACUGCAUUUUUAUAGUCAAUCAGCGCAGUGUGGUUACUGCCACAUGGACAACAUAAAACAUUCUUUAAUUUAUUGUUAUAUUCUUAAAAUAUAUUUAAAAUAUCAAAAAAUCUGCUAUACAUAAUAAUAGAAGAGUAGUAGAAAAAUAUGUUACAAAAAAAGCAGCUUUAUCUGUAUUUGAAGGGGAAGCACUGUUAAGGAAAAAUGCCAAUGAAGGAGUGCCACCUGCUGGAAAAUCAUAAACAGGACACAAACAUUGAGCACAAUACUUAAGAGCCAAUAAAGCAACUGUGAAGCAAUUCCUGUGCCAUGAGUGCAACAUCAGUUCAUGUCACUAACAAUGUGCCAAUUGACACAGAAUAUUUUUUGUAAGUUUCUAGAAAGCACAACUCACAUAGUACUUACUAGAAUAAGAUGGGCCAAAUACAAUACAAAACUUAGCAAAGCACAGAUAUUAUGGCUAUCAAAAUGAUAAUGCAUUAGUCUUUUCCAAAUGAACAAAGGCACAGUUGUAUUUUUAUGCAUCAUUCAUUUACACCUCACUUGCUCCUGGUAAUUUACUUCUGUAGACACAGCUGUCUUGGGACAGACCGACAGAAGUGAAGCUGCCAAUCUGCACCAUCAACCUCUCUGACCACUUCCACCGUCACCACAUUCAGUUUAAGCAAGAUGGUGAGGUAUCUUGCCAAAGGGUAACAAUGGUACAUUGCUGCCCCAUUAUGGCACCUGGUAUUGCCAGUGGUGUCCCAGCAUACCAGUUUCUUUCUCUAUGCUUUUUUUGUCUAUACCAUCUGAGACAAAUGUAUGCUGUUAGCUAAGACUGAACAUAAUCCAUUUGAGAACAUGGCUAAGGCAGUUCUGAGUUUUCUGCAUGUUUGAUGUAGAGCCAAAUGCUUUUUACAUGGUUGUUAAUGUGGAUGUGACUUUAUAAAUGCUUCUAACUGUAGCAUAGAACAAUGUAAUGUACUUGCUGAAUGUUGUGGUGUCCAGUG